CAUCAGACUGUACCUUUAGUGAUUUAGGGUAGAGAAGUUAAGAAGAAGAAGUAAGAUGUCUGCUCGCCAGCAAGCUAAAAUAGACACAUGCCGGUACGCAAUCGUAGAAUGGGAAGACGGUGGAAUAACUGGUAUCAAGGCUGCGGAUCUUAUAUGUGAUCAGAAGGUUGCCAAAGGUGUUCGGGUUUCAUUUUUAUGGCCCCACGAAUCCGGUGUGGAUGUUGAGACGUUCGGAACAGUGAUCUACACAACAAAUUGCUACAGGGACCAGAUGAGGAAAGAGAGAGAACUAGCACAGAAAAAUGACAAUAGUAGCUCUGACGAGGAAGAGGAGGAGGAUGGAGUAGGACAAGAGGAGGAGGCAGAGGAGGAGGAGGAGAUGCCAGAGGAAAGAAAGAAACAGGAUGAGGCAGGGGAGAUGCAGGGUUCCACACCUGACGAGACUGAGACGCCCAACAGGAAACGAAAGAACAGAAGAAAAAGUGGGACAGUGAAGAGGAAAAAAAGAGAGGCUGCCAUGAUGAUUGGCGAGGCAGAGCCCGGAAACAGGGAUCCGCUACCCCAACAACCUCCACCUCUUCGGUGUGAAUGCCGGGAAGCAAUUGCCGACAUUAAAGCCGAGCUUCAAGAAAUCAAAAGCUGUGUGAUGGAUUUAAAAAGGAUGCUCUUGGAGCAAAGAGACAAUGAAGCACCCCCACCGAGGCCAGUUUCCCCACCCCUGUCUUUUGCUCCAACGUCUUUUUCUACACCCCAGUCUUCUCGGCCACGUGCCAGAAUCCAACCAUCCC
Molecule: messenger RNA, 788 nt
Organism: Lingula anatina
Lineage: Eukaryota; Metazoa; Brachiopoda; Lingulata; Lingulida; Lingulidae
Product: histone H3.v1
Source: RefSeq, a predicted model, not a curated record